AUGGAGAAUCUCGAAUUACAUUCUAGCGAACUGAAGCAACGUCUCUUAGAGGGCACGACGAUUGUAAGAAGGGAGGGAAAGGUCAUUAGAUAUGACGAGUCCUCAGCACCAAAUCCCCUUCUGACUAUUUUUCCUCGCUCUGAAAACGAUGUUGCUGAAAUCGUAAAAUACUGCCGGGAGAAAGGAUUGCAAUGUUUCGCUCAAAGCGGAGGACACAAUUGGCGAGUCAGAAAUCAUAAAAAGAUAGACGUUGUCAUCUGUAUGAGAACUUUGAAUAAUAUUUCAAUCGAUGAAACUGCCCAAACUGUGACAUUGGGUGGCGGCACGAUUAUCGGUGAGCUGGUCGAGGCGGUUACGGCCAAGAAACUUGAAGUUGCAACUGGUGUUUGCAACACUGUUGGCGUCCUUGGAACCCUUCUGCAUGGCGGUACCGGUCGCUACACCGGAAAAUAUGGACUGGGGAUCGAUAAUCUCCUCUCUAUUAAUAUUGUGGAUGCUUCUGGCAAACUUCACCAGGACAUCAAUAGGGUCACUGAUCCGGAGCUUUGGUGGGCCAUCUGUGGAGCUGGUUCAUCGUUUGGCAUCGUGACCCAAGCCACUAUCAAGGCCUACCCCCAAUCAAAUGACGGGUUAUCAUGGAAUUGUACGAUGAUUUUUACUGAUCCCAGCGCCCCAGAACUUGAGAGGAUUUUAGAAGCCAUUUCGAAGACGCCGAUGGAUGAAAAUAUGAGUCUUCAGUGUUCCUUUGCCUGUCUUCCUCCCACUGGGCUUCCAUCACUGAUAGUAAUGCCUUGGUACUACGGAUCUGAGAGUGAGGCGGAGAAGGUAUGGGGACGGCUUCUUGAUCCGAGCUUUAAGCCCUCUGUAAAAAAUGCGGUGAUUCUUCCUGGCAAUAAGGUAAACGAAGGAAACGAUGCUAUUUGCACUAUGGGUGGUAGAAAGCCUGGUGUUGGAAUGGGAAUUGAAAGACUUGAUCUAGCUGCUUUCUUGGAAGUUUGGAACUUGUGGACUGAAUUUACGAAAAUUGAAGGUGCUGAGGGGUCGGCUAUUUUAAUCGAACGGUUCUCAAAGGCAAAAUCGUUGUCUAUUCCCGACAGUGCUACUGUUUUCCCGCAUUCGCAUCGAGGAAUCGCGUAUGAGGUGGUUUGUUUCCCGAUAUAUAAGGAUGAGACGCUUGAUAUCAAGGCAGAUGCAUUUUCUCAGAGAAUCCGGGAUAUCUGGAUCCAAAAAUGUGGCAAUCCAGAGAAACCACGCUGCUAUGGAGCAUGCGCUGGAUUCGACGAGCCUCUCGAAAUCAUCUUUGGAGGUAAGGAGAGGGUUCAGAAGUUAAUGAAGAUUAAGAAAAAGUGGGAUUCUGAGAAUUAUUGGGGUGCUUUGUUUGAGAUUGUAUGA
Molecule: messenger RNA, 1392 nt
Organism: Orbilia oligospora ATCC 24927
Lineage: Eukaryota; Fungi; Ascomycota; Orbiliomycetes; Orbiliales; Orbiliaceae
Exons: 4
Coding region: 1-1392 (463 amino acids)
Molecular function (GO): FAD binding
Source: RefSeq, a predicted model, not a curated record